Coccomyxa subellipsoidea C-169 is the source of this 1194-nucleotide messenger RNA. RefSeq lists its product as hypothetical. The transcript is spliced from 5 exons. The record is from RefSeq and is a predicted model, not a curated record. The coding region runs from base 1 to 1194 and encodes 397 amino acids. NCBI's taxonomy places the organism in Eukaryota, Viridiplantae, Chlorophyta, Trebouxiophyceae, Coccomyxaceae.
AUGUUUGGUCGUGUUUCAACGCCGACGAACAACGCAAGUCGGGGCUCAAGGCAGAGGCUCUCAGACUGUUUCACAAGCACAUCGCAAAAAACCAAUGCCCCAAGUUGGAGAUCUCUGAAUGUACUGAAACCUCUUCGCAAUCAAAGUCCAUCGAGCAAUGGCGCUGUGCAACAGCAUACCCGUGAGCUAGGGCAGGAGCCAACAACGCAAGGAAGAGGUGAACACCAGCUGAUUUCGAGGCAGACGCCCAAGGGGUAUCAAUACACAGAGCAAGCGUACCUCACGGCACGCACCAGGCGUGUGGCUCAGCACUUCCCCACCGCCUUGGGCCUUGAUGACUUUCUCAAUCGCCUUGAGAUUGCUCUGUUCGCCUAUGGAUUUACAGGGGAGAACUGCAUUGCCAUGUCCAACAUGUGCCGCGACGAGAUCAGCGCCACAUUGAAGCAGAAGCUGGACGGCGUUUUUGGCUCCUCCUUCAACACCAAUGGGCUUGGGGGUGUGCUCACCUGCGGUGUCACAGGAGUGAAGGCUGGCCUCUCACACUCACCCGUCUCUGAGGGCAGCGGGAAGGAGAGGUAUGUGUUCAUGAGCUUCCCGCACAUCAGCGUGAAUGCGGUGGGCACGGUGGGGGCCAUCAGCCGGCCGGGGCGGCCGGGGCAGUCGUGCGCGUGCGGCGCCCUCAACGGCGCCCUCACGGACCUCAAGGCCACCGGCCUCGCGGCCAACUGCAGGAAGCCUGGAGAGCACGAUGCGAUGGACCCGGAGUUCUCCAUCCUGAAGCAGCGCCUGGCGCGCCGCAUGCGCUAUGAGGGCAUGACUGACGAGGACAUCCAGGCCAUGGACCUCCUGGCGCAGAUAGCGGAGAGGACGAUCCACGACGACAUGGAGUAUCUGAUAAAGCACACGGUGGAUCCGCGCAAGGCCGACUACGCUGUCAUCAGCGGCAUCCAGAUCCACUCCUGGGGCGAGCAAUUCGACGACGCCGCGCCAAAUCUGGAGUACAUCGCGCCCUGCUCCGUCUACUGCGUCGUGGCGGGCGAGCGCACCUACCUGGACCUUUUCACCAUCCCCGGCCUCACCCCUCGCCAGAUCAGCGUCCUAUCAGCCUCCGCCUCCCCUACCGACCGCACCAAGCCCGUCGACCCCGACGAGGUAUGGCAUCAUCCCCAGUCCCUGUUUGCACCCGCAGACUGA